Messenger RNA from Gigantopelta aegis, 1790 nucleotides. RefSeq names its product beta carbonic anhydrase 1-like. Gene Ontology annotation, molecular function: zinc ion binding; carbonate dehydratase activity. Bases 84 to 872 code for a protein of 262 amino acids. The transcript is spliced from 4 exons. The record is from RefSeq and is a predicted model, not a curated record. Lineage: Eukaryota; Metazoa; Mollusca; Gastropoda; Neomphalida; Peltospiridae.
AGUUACUUUCUCUCGUUCUUAUUUUGGUGUUUAUGUUGUUGUUAAUAAUGUAUUGAAAUGAAUGCAGACAGACGUCUGAAACGAUGCCCGGAAUUAGUCAUAUGCUAAAAGGCAUACUCAGAUAUAAGAAAAUCGAUCAGGUGCAUUUGGUGGAACAGUUCAAGCAAGUCCGAGAGAACCCUGAGCCAUUGUCCGUGUUCUUCACGUGUAUCGACAGCAGAGUUCUUGCUUCGAGGUUCACAAACAGUCAGGUCGGAGAAACGUUUUUUGUGCGAAAUGCCGGCAAUAUCGUUCCUCAUGUUAAGAUAUCAUCAAAAGACAUUGGUGGUUCAACAGAGCCAGGAGCACUGGAGUUGGGCUGCGUUGUGAACAAUAUCAGACACGUGGUGGUCUGUGGUCACUCUGACUGUAAGGCGAUGAACAUGCUGUAUGGAAUUAAGCACGACAUGUGUAACCACGCCGCGUGUUCUCACUCCCCGCUCCGAGCUUGGCUUCAGAAACACGGAGCCCCCACAGUCAAGAAGUUCGCCAAACUGAGUCCAGAAAACAACUUCUCGGGACCUCUCAUAUUUCAGGGAGAAACGGAGGAGAACAGCUUUGCCGCUUACAUUGAUCCCGAAAAUAAUUUCUCAUUGCCAGAUAAACUGUCACAGGUGAAUUGUUUACAACAGUUGCAGAAUAUAGCCAGCUAUCCAUUUUUGAGAGAGAAACUGAUGAGAGAUGAAGUUCGACUGCAUGCCAUGUUUUUCGAUAUCUACACGGGCAAUGUCUACAUGUUCAGUCGAAAAGAGAAGCAGUUUAUAGAGAUUUGCAAAGAGAACUACAAUGCUCUGUUAAAAGAUGCAGACAGUCUGGAAGUAAAUGAGGAAUAAAAUGAAGAUUUUUAAUUUGUUUGGAAAUGAGAAUGGCUCAGAAUCAAGCUUGUGAAUCCAGGGUUCAUUACGGGUUAUGAUUUGUUUUAUUUAUCCACAUAGUUUAAGGUAUGCAGGGAAAUAUAACAAGUACAACAUACAGUAUGCCGUAACGAUUUUACGUGACCAAGAAAUGACGUAAUUUUGGGAGGCGACAUCAUAUCAUGAUGUGGCUUCCCCAGUCUUAACCAACAUCAUUUCAUUGUCUCCUCCUAGUUACGUUUGAAACGUUUUGACAUGGUCCUUGUUGGCCUAUUCAUAAAAAAAUAAUACUACGGAUAAUAAAGAAAUUAUUACACUCGCUGGUGAAUCGUACAGAUUUUCCAAAACUUGUGUCAGGAUUAAUGUAAUACACUCGGUCUCGCUCAGAAUCCAGACACUCGUUUUGUAAAUGAGUAUGACAGAAGCUUGUAUCUCUGUAACAUUUUUUCCACUGUGUCGAACAUCUCUUCAUCCAGUUACGUUAUUAAAUUGUCCUUCUUUCUCCUUCGUUUCUAUGGUUCAGAUGUCUUUUCUUUGCUCUGUAUAAUCCAAUGCAUCCUGUAUUUGUGGGGUGAAAUGGGGGAAUUAUAUGUGGUGAGAGAUCACAUGUGGUAUUAAUGAACAGAAAAAAAUGCUCAAAAUUUUAUUUUAUUUUAAAACAUUGAAUUUCAAAGGCUGAAAAUGUUCUGGGUCUAUCUGAAUAUAUUAGGGGUGCUAAAUCUACGCAUAUGUGAUAUUCUUCAUGUACUACAUGUCCUAUUAAGAAGGAAGGGAUUGGUUUCUUUAACGACGCACUCAACACAUUUUAUUUACAGUUAUAUGGUGUUGGACAUAUGGUUAAGGAACACACAUAUUGAGGGAGGAAACCUGCUGUCGCCACUUCAUGGGCCACUCUUU